UGACAAAAACAACAUUGGAACAGUCAAUAAUCUUGUUCAACGCUUUAUAUCUAAGACCUGUUUUAAUUUUGAUCAGAUUGAUCUAUCCUCAAGGGUAUGUAUUCCUUAAAACCAAAGUUAAAAUUGAAAAAAGAAGAAAAAAAGUUUUUAAAUAAAGCUAAGUAACAUGUCAAAGACGAUGGAUUUGAUCGAAUAAGUGCUUUGUACAAAGAACAAUUCGAGAAGUGGGAUAAUUUAGACUUGCAUUUUGCUUUAUAUGGUUCGAGUGAAUUAGGAAAAUCAUCUUUCAUCAAUGCCAUCUUUGGAUACCAAAUUGACCUAGAGAGUCUUGCAAAAGUUCCUUUUGAUCAUCCUAAUAAUGGCAAAAUCAAAUUCAGGAAUAUACGAUCAGAGUCGUCUUCAAAGAAGCCUAGAUUUAGCACUUUAGAUGCAUUUCUUAUAUUUGUCAAAUCGAGAAUAACGGAGAAAGAGAAAGCAACUGCCAAGAAAAUUUCAGAAAAGCAUGGAAUGCCGUUCAUUUUUAUUCUCACCCACUCUGACGAAUCCAAAGAUAACAAAGCAAGUCUUUUGGAACAACUUAAAAGAGAUGUUGAAGGAUUAAUGAAAGAUGAAGCUGAUAUUUACGAAAUUAACAACCGAGAUACAGCAAAUCAUAAAAGUCUGUGUGAAGAUAUUAUCUCAAAGUUGGAAAAACGUCGAAAAGAUUUGUUUCUGCACUCGUUGAAUAAAACCAUUUGUAAAAACAACGAGAUAACAAAGGAAUCGUUUAAACAAGCAAAGAAACAGGGUGUUCCUCAUAUACAGGACUUAUACAGCAGUCAUUUAAUUGCUUCGUGGAUGAACACAGAAAUAAAUCUUGCAAUAAUUGGAGAUUCUGGAACAGGAAAAUCAUCUUUCAUCAAUGCUGUGAGAGGAAUUAAAGCUUAUGAGAAAGAGGCAGCAGCUGUUGAUGUUACAGAAACGACUAAGAAAGCCACUAGAUAUUUACACCCAAAACAUAAAAAUAUUAUUUUCUGGGAUCUACCUGGUAUUGGAACACCUAAAUACCCCAAUUAUAAAGAAUACUGUAAGAAAGUUGGUGGUCUAGAGAAGUAUGACGCUUUUCUUAUUUUUUGCAAAACACGAUUCACUCACUAUGACAAAGUGUUGGCUGAGAAAGCUUCUAAAGAUCUCGACAAACCUUUCUUUUUUGUUCGCACCAAUGUUGACACCGAACUGAAGAAUGCAGAAGAUGACGAAGGACCAAAGUUUAAUGAAGCAUCUGUAAUGAAACGUAUGAGGGAAAAUUGUUUGAAAAAUCUGGAAGGUUUGAUUCACGAUGAGAAAGAUAUCUUCCUGAUUGACAAUAGGAUAACAGAGAAAUACGAUUUUCAACAUUUGAAGGAAUCGAUUGCUGAAGCGUUACCUGAGGAAAAACAAGAGAGUUUUGUUGCUUCCUUGGACAAGUCUACACAUGCAAUAAUAAGAAUUAAGGCCAACUUUUUGAGAGCUCAAGUAUCCAAGGUGAUUGUUUUAGGCAUGAUUGCUGAACCUUAUCUUGAAACUUUUGUGCAACUCAUUUCUAAAGAAGUCACUCGAUAUUAUCGCGUGUUUGGUUUUCACGAUCAGUCAAAAUCUGAGGAAGAAAUUGGUGAUGAAAUCAAAGAGUUUUUGAAACAAAAGGCGGUUGACAAGUCACCAGCUAAAGUCCAAUCGGCGGAUGAAUACCUUACAAAACGUAUUGGUGUAUUGCAAAAAAAUGCUUUAGAUAGAAUAAACCGCAACAAUUCACAACCACGCGAAACUCAAUGACAGAAUGACCCCCACAUUGCAAAAAAACGUGUUUUUACCUGAACAGAAACGAACAGCUACGUACCGUUUGCAAUUGAACGGUCGGUACUAAAAUAAAAUUUUUCUCCCGUAUUGCACUUUUACUGACAUUUCUACAUACACACAUAUUCAAAUUUAUAGUAUUAUGAUUCCUUCUUUCUUUCAACAUAAAUAUACGCUAUAUAAAUAUUCAGUAUUAUAACAAAAAGACUUUAUUGAUAUGCUGCAGUAGCUACAUAUUUUCACGCAUUAUAUUUCAUAUAACAACUCGAAACUAAGCACCGCAUGAUUUAUUAGCAAAUAUAGUGUGUAUAGUUUUUCAAUAUAUUAAUUCUAAAA
Molecule: messenger RNA, 2148 nt
Organism: Xenia sp. Carnegie-2017
Lineage: Eukaryota; Metazoa; Cnidaria; Anthozoa; Malacalcyonacea; Xeniidae
Product: interferon-inducible GTPase 1-like
Exons: 4
Coding region: 508-1791 (427 amino acids)
Cellular component (GO): membrane
Molecular function (GO): GTP binding; GTPase activity
Source: RefSeq, a predicted model, not a curated record